This is a messenger RNA of Letharia lupina, 2499 nucleotides long. RefSeq lists its product as uncharacterized. Gene Ontology annotation, molecular function: protein binding; telomerase RNA binding; telomeric repeat DNA binding. Gene Ontology annotation, cellular component: telomerase holoenzyme complex. NCBI's taxonomy places the organism in Eukaryota, Fungi, Ascomycota, Lecanoromycetes, Lecanorales, Parmeliaceae. The transcript has 7 exons. The record is from RefSeq and is a predicted model, not a curated record. Bases 1 to 2499 code for a protein of 832 amino acids. Gene Ontology annotation, biological process: nuclear-transcribed mRNA catabolic process, nonsense-mediated decay.
AUGGCAAACACAAAUGAGGAGAGAUGGAGGCUGGCCCACCGAGCAGAGAGAGACCUGUCGACCUACCUGGGCAGGGAAGACUCCACAUUUCCGAACAUUGCCCAUUUCCUGGCUCAAUACCGCACGGCAUGUGAAAACGUUAUAUUGCAAGAUUUUGAAUUUGCCAUCGGCAAGAGUGCUGAGAAUAGGCUGUGGGAUGCUCAUGGCAAAAUCAACAAUCGAUUUCGCAAGGAACUGAAGCACUUCCGAGAGACUGCGGGAAAGAGAAAAGCGGUCGAAGAACGCAAGCUCGUCAAACACUUUCUUGACUUCAUCAAGUCUGGUCAGCGUUUCUAUCGUGGUUACAUACAAAGAUUAGCAUCGCGAUUCGGUGGUCUCCGAGAGCUGGAUGCUGUUGCUAACAGAUUGACCCUAAGCACUCUGUCGGCUGAUGAGCCAACACAGGUUUCCGGCACCUUGGCCCAUUCCAUCCUCGUAUCCUGCCAUCAGACGCUCGUCCGUCUGGGCGACCUUUCGAGAUGGCGUGAGACACAGUCUGUAACAAAGAAUCGCAAUUGGGGCCCAGCUAUAGGAUAUUAUAAUCUCGCUGGUCUGAUACACCCUAUGUCAGGAGUUUCCCACAACCAACUGGCAGUCAUUGCACUGGUUGACGUCAAUCACUUGUCGGCUACUUAUCAUAUCUAUCGCGCAUUGGCUGUCGAGGAGCCCUAUCCUAUGGGAAAAGACAACCUGGAGGUUGAAUUCAAGAAGAUUGAAGAAGCUUGGAGUAAGGGGGAGUUGAUCAUGACUGAUCCAGUCAAAAACAGCCAAGAACCGGGAAAAGCGCUGGUGGGAUGGUUCAUGCGCCUACAUGGUCGAUGUUAUAAAGGCCUCGACUUUCCAGAGCAUGAAGAGCUUGAGAGUGAGGUGCUGAGCCAGCUCGCGGUCGACUUGAAAGAACGGUCGUUCGAAGGUACCUUGAGCAAAUUUGUUUUGAUCAACAUAGCUGCCGAGUUCUUUGCAGGAGUACGACUACAAGAAUGUGGGGGUUCUGCGGAGGCGUUACGGUCGUUCUUCUUCCUUCAACGCCUGAACGUAAGAACGUUUUUCGCCCUCCUCCAAGUACUUUUACCAGAAUUGGAACGCUCCGUCAGCGAACAUGUCCAAAGCGGCGGCGCAGCACCCAGUUCUGGGUCCGCCAAAAUUACCGCCGUUACGCGCCGUGUGUUACCAGCUCUGAGACAGUACAGUUCCUGGCUUCUUUCUAACGCCGAAAUCCUGGCAGCUCAGGUGGGCGACAAUGUAUUGAACGUCCAGGUUAGAGAAUUGUGGAAGAUCUACGCAACCACUUUGACCCUUCUAACAUCAACAUUCUUUGUUUCCGAAUUGCCUCAAAUUGAAUAUCUCCUCGAUGAAGACGAAGAUACUGUGGGGUUUAAGCCGUUAGACAAUGAGAAUACAAAGCGAAGAUACUAUAAGGAGGUUAAUCUGGGUUUUCAAAAGCCCAGGUACCAUGAUCGAGGCAUUCAGCGUCAUCAUCCUAAUGUGGAGAUGCUAGGGAGGAUUCGAGACCUGUUGACCGAUGGCAUGAUUCAGCACUUAGAUGACAAAGUCCCGAUCAAGCUUGUGGAUGUGGAGGGUAGCACGACAUUCAUCUACGUUGAAGAAGGCAUGCGGGAAGAAGAAGGCUACCAAGCGCCGUUGUCAUCAACGGGUAUCGAGCUCGAGGAAGUCACUCAUGUUGAUGAGACGACGCUACCUGAGAAUCAUGCACCAAUUUCGAUCAGUGAAGGAGCCUCUCAGGCAGCGUCCAUUUCCGUGAAUAUGGAUCCGGCUUCGAAGCGCAUGGUUGAUGAUCUUGUUGACUCUGAAACGACCGACGAUGGUGACGAUUCUGGAUUCAUCGACCAUUCUAUGAAAGAGAAUCCACAUGGCUUCGCAAACCCGGAAUAUGGCCCUUCAACAGCUCGAGAUGUUGGCGAUGAGACUAGCUAUGGCCUUAUUGGUGACUCCACGGCACGAGAGCAUUUCGGCGACCUUCAGGACCCGGUUCCCGAUUCCCCUAGGCCCGUACUCCCAAGUAUUACCAAUUCUCCCUUUGCGCUUCAGCCAGGCGAACGAACGCCUGGGUCUCGGCCCUCGACCGCGAAGCGCAAGACACCGAGUCAUUCUCAACAAAAUUCGCAGACCAGGUUUCCUCUUCAGCGGCAGUCAAUCGGAUUUUCUGCGGACUCGAGUCCUAGCAAUCCUAGUACUAUGCCAGAUCCCACCCCUGGUUCGCACGCGAACGAGAUCUACCGGAACCAGCCUCCUCCGAAAACCACGUUUCCUUCGGUCCAGAACUACACAAGGGGUCCCAGGACCUUCACGACUUUUGGAAACAACCCUCUCCAAGCGGAUGAGCCCAAUUUUCUGAGUUUGGAAGUCUUUGAAGGAAGCACUUGGGGAGGAGGUAGCGAUCAGAGCGGUAGAAAGGCUACUAACGUUAUGACACCUCCAAAUGGGCAAGGUGCCGGUUGA